AAAAUCCACAUUUUCCCUUUAAAACAGUACCCUCUCUUGCAUAACGCAAUAUUCACAUACAAAUUUCUUUUAUAAUUUUAUCGUUUCCCUCUUUUGUUUUGACGAUCAUGUUGCCGCCAGCUCACUCCGCCCUAAUUUCCGAUGUUCAGCUGUCUUCGGUGGUGCCCGGAGAAGUUACCGGCGACAGCAAGAAAGAUCAUAAGCUAACAAACAUGGAUUUGGCGCUAAAGCUUCAUUACGUAAAAGGUGUGUAUUUCUUCACAGCUGAAGCAGUAGAAGAUUUGACGAUUUAUGAGCUGAAGAAGCCAAUGUUUCCAUGGCUAGUUCGUUAUUACGCUGCUUCAGGAAGAAUUAGGAGAUCUGAUCAAUCAGGUCGACCUUUUAUUAAGUGUAACGAUGGCGGUAUACGAAUUGUGGAAGCGUGCUGUGAUAUAACUUUAGAGGAAUGGAAACUGGCGAAGAAUUACGAUGACGAUGACGAUGAUUUUGGUUUUGCGUACGAUCAAGUUCUUGGUCCUGAUUUAGGAUUUUCUCCUCUUGUUUAUAUCCAGUUCACUUGGUUCAAAUGUGGAGGGAUGUGUCUGGGGCUCAGUUGGGCCCAUAUUCUUGGAGAUCCAUUCUCAGCAUCAUCUUUCCUUAAUAGAUGGGCCCAGUUUCUCAAACAUUCAUUGCCAUCUAAAUCUCUCCACGUGUCAAAUUUCACAAAAUCCGAAUGCCCACUACCAAUGCGCUGGAAACCAUUUUGCCUAAACCGAGUUGACCCGGUAGGAAACCACUGGGUAACUACAAAUAACUGUAAAAUGGUAACUCAUUCUUUCCAUUUCCCAGCAAAACUACUAGAUAAUUUAGUAUCAGAAUCAGACUCGCCUGCUUUGAUCCAUCCGGUCAAGAGUUUGCAUUUUGAAUUCAUUUCUGCAAUUUUCUGGAAAUCUUUAUCAAAGAUUAGGGGAGAUUCAGGGCCGAGAAUUGUGACAGUUUGCACAAGAAUUGGUCCGAAAAGUGAAAAUGAAGCUCCAAGUAAUACGAUGACGUUUAGCAUAGUCAGAGCAGAUUUCUCCGCCGCGAAAGGCGGAAUAGAGGAAUUAGCGAUGUUGAUUGCAGAGAAACAAGAAGGCGAAAACAAAUUGAUUGAAGAAUCGAUUGAUGAGGAAUCGGACUAUAUAGCAUAUGGAGCGAAUCUGACAUUUAUAAAUAUGGAAGAGGCCAAUAUUUAUGGGGUGGAAUUGAAUGGACAUAAGCCUAUUUUCGCAAAUUAUACAAUCAAAGGUGUCGGUGAUGAAGGAGCUGUUUUAGUUUUGCCGGCCGGACCGGAUAAUGGGGGUGAUACUGAUAAGAGAAGCGGUGGGAGGAGAGUGACUGUGAUUUUGCCGGAAAAACAACUGCAAGAGCUAAAGAAUGAGCUCAAGAAAGAGUGGGGCAUUGCUUCAGGUAAAUUACUCACUGCGUAAAUCAUAUGGUUUGUAUGGUUUGGUUUUGGAAAAUGUCAAACUAAUUUAGUAGUGAGAAGCAGGUAAUUUCAUUGUAUGUUUGGAUGUUAAAAUUUUAAGCAAAGCUUUACAUUUUUAUAAUGCA
Messenger RNA from Mercurialis annua (annual mercury), 1572 nucleotides. RefSeq names its product protein ECERIFERUM 2. The record is from RefSeq and is a predicted model, not a curated record. The coding region runs from base 108 to 1448 and encodes 446 amino acids. The transcript has 2 exons. Lineage: Eukaryota; Viridiplantae; Streptophyta; Magnoliopsida; Malpighiales; Euphorbiaceae. Gene Ontology annotation, molecular function: acyltransferase activity, transferring groups other than amino-acyl groups.